Molecule: messenger RNA, 2694 nt
Organism: Acanthosepion pharaonis
Lineage: Eukaryota; Metazoa; Mollusca; Cephalopoda; Sepiida; Sepiidae
Source: the annotation of a GenBank genome assembly
AUGGCUUACGUUCGAUUUGAUUCCGUGACGAAACCUUUCAAUAACCGAUGUCACGUUACUUCAUCUAAGCUCAAUAGCAACAGCUUCAGAAAUCAUAACAGUGCCUCCAUCACCAAAACAACAGAAUACAGCAUGUCUAACGUGUCGACUUAUCUAAUAUUACUCUGUCUCUGUUGUCUACUACCGAUUGGCAGCUGUGUAAAUGAUAGUGAAGUGUCACAGAAUUCGGUAAACGUUUUAUUGCGUCCUGAAUCUUCGUUGGCAGAAAAGCCGCUAAAAGCCCUUUCUCGGCCUCAACCUGAUCCAGUCGAACCGUUCGGGCUACGAAAACUUCAAAAUCGCAAAGCAGCAUCGCAGAAGGAUAAAAACCGCAAGGGACUGGCCACCGAGAAAUUAUCAGAAUUGACAAUCAAAGAAAAUCCAGAACCCAAGAGUGAUAACAAAUCCCAGAUCCAGCAGCGACAAGUUGUAACCAAAUCAAAACCUCAGGAACGCACAGGGGCAAAACCUCAGGAACGCACAGGGGCAAAACCUCAAGAACGCACAGAGGCAAAACUUCAGGAACGCACAGAGGCAAAACUUCAGGAACGCACAGGGGCAAAACCUGAAGAACGAACAGGGCCAAAACCUCAAGAACGCACAGAGGCAAAACCUCAAGAACGAACAGGAACAAAACCUCAAGAACGAACUGGGGCAAAACCUCAAGAACGCUCAGAGCCAAAACCUCAAGAACGCACAAAAGCAAAACCUCAAGAACGAACUGGGACAAAACCUCUCGGACGCCCAGGGACAAAACCUCAAGAACGCGCAGAGGCAAAACCUCAAGAACGCGCAGAGGCAAAACCUCAAGAACGAACAGGGGCAAAACCUCAAGAACGCGCAGUGGCAAAACCUCAAGAACGAACAAGAGCAAAACCUCAAGAACGCACAGAGGCAAAACCUCAAGAACGCACAGAGGCAAAACCUCAAGAACGCACAGAGGCAAAACCUCAAGAACGUACAGGGGCAAAACCUCAAGAACGCACAAAGGCAAAACUUCAAGAACGAACAGGGGCAAAACCUCAAGAACGAACAGGGGCAAAACUUCAAGAACGGACAGGGGCAAAACCUCAAGAACGAACUGGGGCAAAACCAGAAACGCCAUUUAAUUUUCUAUUUCUUUCUUUCAUUUUUCCUUUUUAUCUUUCUUUCUCUCUCUCUCUCUCUCUCUCUCUCUCUCUCUCUCACUUUCUCUUUCUAUUCCAUUCUUAUUUCUCUGUUUACGUCUUCCUCUUGCUUUUAUCCUUGCCGUUUUAUCUGUUUAUUUUUUUUCUGUUUCCUUCUCUUUGUAGAUAUAUUCUUCUUUUUUGUCACCUCUCUCCAUCUUUCCUUAUUUCUCUAUCCUCUCUUACUUUCUCAUUCUUUAUCUCUUUCUUGUUUAUUUUUUCCUCUUUUUUUUCUAUUCUAAUCCCUAUAUCUUUCUCUCUCUCUCUCUCUCUCUCUCUCUCUCUCUCUCUCAGCAUGUCGUCAAGUUUUAUAUUCUCAAUUGUUUGUUCAGAGAUCGCCUUAUAUUUAUCCUUCCUUUUAUUUCAUUUCAAAUCCUUCCUUUUAUUUCAUUUCAAAUCCUUCCUUUUAUUUUAUUACAGAUCCUUCCUUUUAUUUCAUUUCAAAUCCUUCCUUUUAUUUAAUUACAGAUCCUUCCUUUUAUUUCAUUUCAAAUCCUUCUUUUAUUUUAUUACAGAUCCUUCCUUUUAUUUCAUUUCAAAUCCUUCCUUUUAUUUAAUUACAGAUCCUUCCUUUUAUUUCAUUAUAUAUCCUUCCUUUUAUUUUAUUACAGAUCCUUCCUUUUAUUUCAUUAUAUAUCCUUCCUUUUAUUUUAUUACAGAUCCUUCCUUUUAUUUCAUUUCAAAUCCUUCCUUUUAUUUCAUUACAGAUCCUUCCUUUUAUUUCAUUUCAAAUCCUUCCUUUUAUUUUAUUACAGAUCCUUCCUUUUAUUUCAUUUCAAAUCCUUCCUUUUAUUUAAUUACAGAUCCUUCCUUUUAUUUCAUUAUAUAUCCUUCCUUUUAUUUAAUUACAGAUCCUUUCUUUUUAUUUCAUUAUAAAUCCUUCCUUUUCUUUUAUUACAGAUCCUUCCUUUUAUUUCAUUAUAUAUCCUUCCUUUUAUUUUAUUACAGAUCCUUCCUUUUAUUUCAUUUCAAAUCCUUCCUUUUAUUUUAUUACAGAUCCUUCCUUUUAUUUCAUUUCAAAUCCUUCCUUUUAUUUCAUUACAGAUCCUUCCUUUUAUUUCAUUAUAUAUCCUUCCUUUUAUUUAAUUACAGAUCCUUCCUUUUAUUUCAUUUCAAAUCCUUCCUUUUAUUUAAUUACAGAUCCUUCCUUUUAUUUCAUUUCAAAUCCUUCCUUUUAUUUAAUUACAGAUGCUUCCUUUUAUUUCAUUAUAUAUCCUUCCUUUUAUUUUAUUACAGAUCCUUCCUUUUAUUUCAUUAUAUAUCCUUCCUUUUAUUUCAUUACAGAUCUUUCCUUUUAUUUCAUUUCAAAUCCUUCCUUUUAUUUCAUUACAGAUCCUUCCUUUUAUUUCAUUUAAAUCCUUCCUUUUAUUUCAUUACAGAUCCUUCCUUUUAUUUCAUUAUAUAUCCUUCCUUUUAUUUUAUUACAGAUCCUUUCUUUUAUUUCAUUUCAAAUCCUUCCUUUUAUUUCAUUACAGACACUUCCUUUUAA